UGGCAGCAGAGGGGGCCGGCCGGGUGCCUCCGCAGCUAGGCUGGCAGGGCCCGGCGGGGCGUGUGCGGCUGCUGGUACGCGCCCCCAGCCCCACGCCUCCCCAUGCAGCCCUGGCAGUGCCUCCGGCGCUUUGCCCUGGCCUGGUGGGAGAGGACCGCGGAGGGCAGUGCCCGCGCUCCCCGGGAGGAGGCUGGACCAAGGGACGCUGGGGGCCGAGGGGAGCCAGGGCUCCAGCGAGCGGCGGGAGGGAAGCCUCCAGGACUGUGUUCCCUCUGUUUAAAGUCUCCAGAUCCGGAGCGGAGCAGCCCCCCCAUGCUGUCUGCGGACGAUGCCGAGUACCCGCGGGAGUACCGGACCCUGGGGGGAGGGGGCGGCGGGGGCGGCGGGGGCCGGCGCUUCUCCAACGUGGGGCUGGUGCACACGUCGGAGCGGCGGCACACGGUGAUCGCCGCCCAGAGCCUGGAGGCUCUCAGCGGGCUCCAGAAGGCGGACGCCGAUCGCAAGCGUGAUGCCUUCAUGGACCACCUGAAGAGCAAGUACCCCCAGCACGCCCUGGCCCUCCGAGGCCAGCAGGACAGGAUGCGCGAGCAGGUUGGCGGCUGGACCGUGGACCCUGUGUGCCUCCUCAGCUCCCUCUGCUCCCACCUCCAUGGCGACUCCGCCCCCUCCGGGGCUGGCCAGCCUGCCCAGCAGCCAAACUACUGGAGUUUCAAGACCCGCAGCUCGCGUCACACUCAGGGAGCCCAGCCGGGGCUGGCAGACCAGGCAGCCAAGCUGUCCUACGCCUCAGCUGAGUCGCUGGAGACCAUGUCGGAGGCUGAGCUGCCCCUGGGCUUUAGCAGGAUGAACCGCUUCCGACAGAGCCUGCCCCUCUCUCGCUCAGCCAGUCAGACCAAACUGCGAUCUCCAGGGGUGCUGUUCCUGCAGUUUGGGGAGGAGACACGGCGCGUGCACAUCACGCACGAGGUCAGCAGUCUGGAUACGCUGCAUGCACUCAUCGCGCACAUGUUCCCGCAGAAGCUCACCAUGGGCAUGCUCAAGUCGCCAAACACCGCCAUCCUCAUCAAAGACGAGGCGCGCAACGUCUUCUACGAACUGGAGGACGUUCGGGAUAUCCAGGACCGCAGUAUUAUCAAGAUCUAUAGGAAGGAACCACUGUAUGCUGCUUUCCCUGGCUCACACCUCACAAACGGGGACCUUCGGAGAGAGAUGGUGUAUGCUUCGCGGGAGUCAUCGCCCACUCGGCGACUCAAUAACCUGUCGCCGGCACCGCACCUGGCAUCUGGUUCGCCGCCUCCCGGGCUACCAUCUGGGCUGCCGUCGGGGCUGCCGUCGGGUUCGCCAUCGCGCUCGCGUCUCUCCUACGCUGGGGGGCGCCCGCCCUCCUACGCUGGCAGCCCCGUGCACCACGCGGCAGAGAGACUGGGAGGUGCCCCUGCCACCCAGGGCGUUAGCCCCAGUCCAAGCGCCAUCCUGGAGCGUCGCGAUGUCAAACCGGACGAGGACCUGGCGGGGAAAGCGGGUGGCAUGGUGCUGGUGAAGGGCGAGGGUCUCUACGCCGAUCCCUAUGGGCUGCUGCACGAGGGCCGCCUGAGCCUGGCCGCGGCCGCCGGCGACCCGUUCGCCUACCCCGGCGCAGGCGGCUUGUACAAACGCGGCUCGGUGCGCUCGUUGAGCACCUAUUCGGCCGCUGCGCUGCAGUCGGACCUGGAGGAUUCGCUGUACAAGGCGGCAGGCGGCGGCGGCCCGAUCUACGGCGACAGCUAUGGUUUCCGCUUGCCGCCCUCCUCGCCACAGAAACUGGCCGACGUGGCAGCGCCCCCCGGAGGGCCCCCGCCGCCUCACAGCCCCUACUCAGGGCCACCUAGCCGGGGCUCGCCGGUGCGUCAGUCUUUCCGAAAAGAUUCCGGCUCUUCCUCGGUCUUCGCUGAGAGUCCCGGAGGCAAGACCCGCAGCACCGCGGGCUCCUCGACAGCCGGAGCCCCUCCUUCCGAGCUCUUCCCUGGGCCUGGGGAGCGCUCGCUCGUCGGAUUCGGGCCACCAGUACCAGCCAAGGACACGGAGACCAGGGAGCGAAUGGAGGCCAUGGAGAAGCAGAUUGCCAGCCUCACAGGCCUGGUGCAGAGCGCCCUACUUCGAGGCUCAGAGCCUGAGACACCCAGUGAGAAGAUUGAAGGCUCCAAUGGAGCAGCCACCCCAUCAGCACCAUGCGGGUCAGGCAGCAGAAGCAGUGGGGCAACCCCUGUGUCUGGCCCUCCCCCUCCCUCAGCCAGCAGCACCCCUGCAGGGCAGCCCACAGCUAUCAGCCGGCUGCAGAUGCAGCUGCACUUGCGUGGCCUGCAAAACAGCACCAGUGACCUGCGUGGCCAACUUCAGCAGUUGCGAAAGCUCCAGCUCCAGAACCAGGAGUCGGUGCGCGCGCUGCUGAAGCGCACAGAGGCGGAGCUGAGCAUGCGCGUGUCCGAGGCGGCGCGGCGGCAGGAGGACCCGCUGCAGCGGCAGCGCACCCUGGUGGAGGAGGAGAGGCUGCGCUACCUCAACGACGAGGAGCUCAUCACCCAGCAGCUCAAUGACUUGGAGAAGUCGGUGGAGAAGAUCCAGAGGGAUGUGUCCCACAAUCACCGGCUGGUACCCGGCCCUGAGCUGGAGGAGAAGGCGCUGGUGCUGAAGCAGCUUGGGGAGACACUGACGGAGCUCAAGGCUCACUUCCCCGGCCUGCAGAGCAAGAUGCGGGUGGUGCUGCGCGUGGAGGUGGAGGCAGUGAAGUUCCUGAAGGAGGAGCCGCAGCGCCUGGAUGGGCUCCUCAAGCGCUGCCGUGGGGUCACAGACACGCUGGCGCAGAUCCGCAGGCAAGUGGAUGAGGGUGUGUGGCCACCCCCCAACAACCUCCUCAGUCAGUCCCCCAAGAAGGUGACAGCUGAGACUGACUUCAACAAGGGGCUGGACUUUGAGAUGCCACCCCCCAGUCCUCCACUGAACCUCCAUGAGCUGAGCGGGCCGGCCGAGGGAGCCCCUCUCACCCCCAAGGGCAGCAACCCCACCAAAGGCCUGGAUCCUUCUGGCAAAAGAAGUGUGGACAAGGCUGUGUCUGUUGAGGCUGCAGAGCGGGACUGGGAAGAGAAGCGGGCAGCCCUGACCCAGUACAGUGCCAAGGACAUCAAUCGGCUGCUGGAGGAGACGCAGGCAGAGCUACUCAAGGCCAUCCCGGACCUGGACUGUGCCAGCAAAGCCCACCCGGGCCCAGCCCCCACCCCGGACCACAAGCCCCCCAAGGCACCCCAUGGCCAGAAGGCAGCCCCCCGAACAGAGCCCAGCGGGAGGAGGGGCUCAGAUGAGCUGACAGUGCCCCGAUACCGUACGGAGAAGCCCUCCAAGUCACCCCCGCCACCCCCUCCCCGCCGGAGCUUCCCUUCUUCCCAUGGCCUGACCACCACACGCACUGGAGAGGUGGUGGUCACCAGCAAGAAAGACUCAGCCUUCAUCAAGAAGGCUGAGUCUGAGGAGCUGGAGGUGCAGAAGCCCCAAGUGAAGCUGCGGCGGGCUGUGUCUGAGGUGGCCCGCCCUGCCUCCACGCCACCCAUCAUGGCCUCUGCCAUCAAGGAUGAGGACGAUGAGGACCGCAUCAUCGCCGAGCUGGAGGUGUUUGAGAGAAGCUCAGUGUCUUCCCUACCCCCCACGCCCCGUCGCCAGCCGAUCCCCACCUUGCUGUCCCCCCAGGACCUGGGGCCCCCCGGGGGCACAGCCCUGGGCCCCACAUGGAAGUGGGCUCCGAGAUGGCUGCCCCCAACUUCUGGGUUGGCUGAGGUCUAAUGGCACUGUGGUCUGGCAGUGGGAGCAGACUAGGCUGUCUGCUGGGCAGGGGAUGGCUUGGAUCAGUCUGAGGGGCCAUCAGGGGAUGAGCAGCGUGGAAGGGGUGCCUCUGGGGCUGGCUGUGCCCCUGGCACCAGCUCCUGUUCCUUUCUGGCUUUGGAGACCUGUUUUGAGGGGUCCAGCGGGCAGGGCCACUUCCCUGGCCGCCUAGGCCUGGCUGACCCUCUGCGUCCUGAGGUGCCGUCGGGCAAUGGAGCUGGGCGAGCAUGGGUCACCUGUUUGUCUUCCCAGGCUGCACCCCACUCCCAGGUAAGCAGGUGGCAGGGCUGGAUGGUUGCCUUGGGAGGGGGUGGUUGAGGUCUCUGCUGCCCCCACACAUCUGCACACAGCUGCUUUUUCUUUUGGGUACCAAGGAUUGAACUCAGGAGCACUUAACCACUAAACCACAUCCCCAACCCUUUUUUAUACUUUAUUUAGAGACAGAGUCUCACCAAGUUGCUUAAGGCCUUGCUAGGUUGCUGAGGCUGGCUUUGAACUUGCCAUCUUCCUGCCUCAGCCUCCCGAGCCACUGGGUCUACAGGCAUGGACCACCGAGUCUGGCUCCCCAUGGCUUUUUAGUGGAAAGAGCACUAGACUGGAGUGAGACCAUCUAGGUUCAAAUCCCGGCUCUGCUACUAACCAGCUGUGGGUCAGUGACAGUGGGGAUCAUACACUGUUCCUGGCCCACAGUUUCUCAUCUGUACAGAGGGGACUGAGAGUGGCAGUUCAUUUCAUAGGUUACAGUGAGCAUUAAAGAUGGGGACAUAUGACAGCAUCUGGCACAGACUGGUGCUCAGAAUUAAACCAGGAUUUGCUCAGGUUGGAGGGUGACCGGGGCCUCUCUGCAUCCCUGCUGGACACUCACACAGAAGCAGAUGCCAGAGGGAGCUUGUGCUGAGUGUGUGUGUGGCAGAGGACCCGGCCAGCCCCUCCCCCUGGAAAUCCUUGGAGAGCACUCACAAAGUGGGGGUGGGGGGUGGGGGUGGGGAUAAUAACCAGAAGCAUCUGGCUAGAGAUGAGGAUCAUGGCCCCGCCCUCAGAGGCCAAGGGACAUCUGCUCUCUGCCUGAGCAGGUCUGAAGGUCUCUGUGGGUCAGUUAAGUUUGUAUUCUAGAGCGCUCACAACGUGCCAGGCUCUGUGCUAAGGAGCACCUGUCCACAUGAACUCUCUCUCUUUCCUCCCCUCUGUUAUUGUUUUCCCAUUGCAUGGUGGGUAGACUCUCUGAGGCUGGCUCCCAGGCUUGGCAUGGGUAGUAAGACACAAACGUGUACCUGUGCCUCUGUGUAAGCAGGCAUCUUUACCAGAAGGUAGCAAACCAUCAGGUGGGGUGUAGGGCUUUGCCUCUCUCAGUCAGGAACAUCCCCCCACCCUGACCUCAGUUUUCCCAUCUGUGAGAGGAAGGGGCCAAACUCACCUGUGUCUAACCCCCAUCCGAGCUCGGGGUUUGCUUUGCCAGGAUCACAUUCUUCCUCACGUUCCUUCUCCC
This is a messenger RNA of Ictidomys tridecemlineatus (thirteen-lined ground squirrel), 5335 nucleotides long. The record is from RefSeq and is a predicted model, not a curated record. Lineage: Eukaryota; Metazoa; Chordata; Mammalia; Rodentia; Sciuridae.